This is a messenger RNA of Cyprinus carpio (common carp), 764 nucleotides long. RefSeq lists its product as uncharacterized. Gene Ontology annotation, molecular function: protein binding. Bases 60 to 764 code for a protein of 234 amino acids. The record is from RefSeq and is a predicted model, not a curated record. The transcript has 4 exons. Lineage: Eukaryota; Metazoa; Chordata; Actinopteri; Cypriniformes; Cyprinidae.
GGGGUGAGAUGACUAUAAAUGUGUUUAAAUUAAAUUAAAUUAAAGCCUUCAACCUGUAUAUGCAUGUAUAUAAAUGUGUUUUAUUUACAGCAUUGCCUGAAUGUACAGUACAUAACUUUCUUUUACGUGUUUUAGACCUUGUAAUCAUAAGCCUCUUGGUAUGUGCAUUUGAAGAAGACAGGGUUUUUUCCUGGAGUGGUUUGGGAAACGACAGUCAAGUUGACACCAAUGAGAAUGCAUGUCUGACUGAUGUGGUGUCAUGUGGAUGCUGCCUGAUGCAAAAUCAGAUCUGGAAGCUCGAGAUGUUUUUCAACAUGACAUUAAAUGAGCUGCAGAGGAACAUGAAGAGAGCUCAUUCAGUGUUAAACAAUAUUUGUGCCAGUCGCAGUGCCUUCUCUGUGGCUCUUACUGACAAACGCCUCUGUGUUGGCCCAAAUCGUGAAGACUCUGUGGUGAAGUAUAGCAGUGUAUUAGUUAACUUGGGAGAGUGCUAUAGCACCGACACUGGUGCUUUUGUAGCACCACGUUCUGGUAUCUAUAGCCUGGCUCAAACACUUUAUAGCAGGCAUGGUGAUGCUGGCGGCACAUUUGCUGCUUGUGCUCAACUCCGACUGAAUGGACACACUAUUGCAUCAGCAAAUGAGAACAACCUUCAAGACCAGGAGGACAGCACUAGCGCUCUGCUAGUAGUGCAGCUGCAUGCAGGAGACGGGGUGGAUGAUACAAUAACAACCACUACAAUACUUACACUGGGUUCCUGCUGA